AUGGAGGUUCACAUGCAGGCACAGGAGAAGAAGCUCUGCUCAGCUUCCAAGGCGUUGAAGAAGGCUCGAUCGCAGGUUCAGCAGCUAACAGCACAGCUGAGCCUCAAGGAUAUCGAACGUGCCCGGCUGGAGACGCAGGUGUCUCAAUUUCGAAGUCUUCUGGUCCAGAAGGAGCGGCGGUUGCACGAGGCACUCGAUGCGCUGGAGGGACUUAAGCCUCCCCCAGCUGGCCCAGGUGGCCUGGCCCUCAAGCUGCCUGAGGACUGCCGAUCAGCGCGGAGCGAGGACAUAGGAGGGCCCUGCGCAGAGGGCUGGGAGCAAGGCGCUGUGCUUGUGGAGCAGCUGACGCAGGCGCUACAGCAAGCGCAAAGGCAGCUGGCCGCACAAGCGAUGGAGCUAACAAUCUUGCGCCGGCGAAGAGAGCAGCUGGAGGCUGAGCUGGCGCAAAAGGCGUCUCGUGCUAGCAGCGAGCCAGAGGAGCUGAGCGUGGCCCCGCAAGGGCCAGAGGACGGUGCCGAGCAAGGCCGACGCACAGUCGAGGAUCACCUCAGACAGGCUCUGGCAUGGAAGAGGGGAGGGCGACCCUUCCAUCCGCACCUCGAGGUUUGA
Molecule: messenger RNA, 609 nt
Organism: Symbiodinium pilosum
Lineage: Eukaryota; Dinophyceae; Suessiales; Symbiodiniaceae
Source: the annotation of a GenBank genome assembly